AUGUCAGGUUUUGCUCUGCGUGGGCAUUUGCAGUGUGUCGGUCUGAAUUCAAAGCAAAAUGAAAAAUAAAACACAAAAAGAUGUUCAGAGCAAAGAGAGCACAUGCCACCAAGGCACCUGUAAGUGAACAGUGAAACUACUGGUUUUCAAACAUAUAUGAUUACGUCAACGUAGAUUUACCACUAGUUACCAAGGUCCAUGUGACAGUGAAACAGAAUUUUACAGUGUAAAAUUUUCUUCUUGGCAAACUUUGAAUGUCCAACGUUUAAUCAGAUUCCUCUUCAUAAAAAGAUCAAAACCGCUCAGCAUACGACACGUCAUGUUCUUCCGAAGUACUACAGCACUCAGUACCCACCUUUGCAAAUAAACCCACCGUCUUCUUCGGCUGGGCUGCUUCUCUUUCACGGACUCAACUGAGAAAAGAAAAUAAACCAAACCACCUCUCUUUCUCUCUCUGUUUCUCAACCCUUCAUCGACCAUGAAAACUCAUCAACCUAAGCUCAAGACUCAACUUUUCUCAUGUGGGUUUUUCCGCCAUUGCACUCAGACUGCUCUCAGCCCAACUACUCCUCAUUCUCCAACCCUUCCUUUCACACCCUCUGAUCCACCGCAUCUACACCAACCACCACCACCUCCUCCUCCACCAUCUGAUCCGCCAUGUCACCGUCCUUCACAGCCCGACUCUGAAUCUUCCUCUUCUUCAACCUCCCAGAGCUUUACCCAGUGGAAAUUCCCACUGCAAACCUGCUCACCUGUCCUUCCCCUCCUUCCACACACUCAAUCCAAACCCUCGUCGGAGACCAAACUCACCUCCUCCGACCUACAACCACCAUCGCCUCCGCCUAUCUCCUCCGCCAACCUCCAGGAACUCUUCCAUGCGGCCGAGCUCCAACUAACCACCGGCUCCGACUCCGACCAGCUCGCCGCUCUUCACCUCUUGGAACGCGCUCUCGUUCCCAACCCGCCAACAGACCCGGAUUGCCCGCCCGAAUUGAUGCGCGGGGUGGUAAGGAAUUUGAAAAGCAAAGCGGGAGCGAAACCCGCCACGAAGAUCUUGUUGGCGCUGUGCCUGGCCGAGGGAAACCGCCACGUGGCGGUCGAAGCCGGUGCUGUCGCGGCGGUGGUGGAGACGGCGCUGGAGAUGGAGGGUCCUCCGGCGGAACGCGCGCUUGCGGCGCUGGAGCUGAUGUGUACGGUGGCGGAGGGAGCGGCGGAGGUUAGAGCGCACGCGCUGGCAGUUCCUGCUAUGGUGACGAUGAUGGGUCGGACGUCGGCUCGUGGGAAGGAGUACGCGAUCAGCGUGCUGGCGGUGAUCUAUGGAGGCGUUUCGGAAGCUGAAAUGGUGGAGGCUGAGACGGAGGAGGCAGCAGAGGAAGAGUCGGAGGCGGCGGUUCCGGCACCGCCGGAGGAGGUGGCGCGUGCGGUGACGUUGGCAUUGCAAGGGGAUUGUAGUGCUAGAGGGAGGAGGAAGGGUGCUCAGCUCCUCAAGGUGCUUCAAAACAAUUGCUAAUCGUUGCAAUAUUAAUAACUACGUUUCCAUUAAUUGUUAUCUAUUUAUUAAUUAAAAUAAGCACUCCCUUUUCUUA
Messenger RNA from Ziziphus jujuba (common jujube), 1586 nucleotides. Its product is annotated as E3 ubiquitin-protein ligase PUB23. Lineage: Eukaryota; Viridiplantae; Streptophyta; Magnoliopsida; Rosales; Rhamnaceae. The transcript has a single exon. Bases 479 to 1510 code for a protein of 343 amino acids. The record is from RefSeq and is a predicted model, not a curated record.